Molecule: messenger RNA, 3461 nt
Organism: Lates calcarifer (barramundi perch)
Lineage: Eukaryota; Metazoa; Chordata; Actinopteri; Centropomidae
Product: heparan sulfate glucosamine 3-O-sulfotransferase 1-like
Molecular function (GO): [heparan sulfate]-glucosamine 3-sulfotransferase activity
Source: RefSeq, a predicted model, not a curated record
GCACCUUGCCCUGAUCAUCUGACGGCAGACGGCUCCUCCCCGCUCCCUCCAGUCUAGCUACGCACAGCGACGGCUUGGGCACAACUCUACCCGCGUUUCAGUCCACGGGCUCGUCUGCGUGAGCCGGAGACGGAGCCGAGUUAUCCACUUUGAAUAAUCAAGGACUCCGUUUCCCCCGCUGGUGUCUGCUUUCAGAUGAAUCAGUGAUGAGAGUGGACAAGAGGAGAGAUCCGACGCUGCUCUUGUUGUGUGUGGACCGGCGGUGCGCAGAAGUGCGCUCCAUGCUUCAGCAUCAUCAUCCUCCUCCUCCGCUCCUGAGAUCAACCCAAACCCAGGAGGCGCUCUGAGAUCUUCAUCGAACCCCCCCGUGCGAGAUGUGCUGUGGACUGCCGAUGAUUUCUCCUCCUCCUCCAGUUCAAAUUCAAUGGCAGACAAAGACUGCACUUCCCACUGCUCUUGUUACCCCUGAGCUCAAAAAGACAGCUCUGGUCCACACUUAAACCACUGUCUACUUUUCUUGCCUCUGUCUCUGUCAGUCUCCACUCUUCAGUCCAUCGUCAUGGCUUGUUUUCUGGCAUCAGCCUUUCUCCUGGUUCUCCAGACAUACGCUGCUCCACCUGAGCUCAUCCAGCCAGGAUUUGGCGUAACACUGGGCUCCAUGGACCUUGAUUCUGGACUACCAGCCAAUGUCUCUGGAGAUGUGACCUCAUCCCCACCCCCAGGAACUAGUAAAAGGGCCCCACAUAGUAUUAUUAUUGGGGUACGCAAAGGGGGCACGAGAGCGCUGUUGGAGAUGCUGGACAUACACCCUGAGGUUGCUGCUGCUGCCACCGAGGUGCACUUCUUUGACUGGGAUGAGAACUAUGCCAAGGGCUUUGAGUGGUACCGUGAGUUGAUGCCCUACUCUUAUCCACACCAGAUCACAGUGGAGAAAACUCCAGGUUACUUUACGUCAGCCCUGGCACCAGAACGCAUCUGCGCCAUGAACUCCUCCAUAAAGCUGCUGUUGAUUUUGCGAGACCCGGCCGAGCGGGUCAUCUCUGACUACACCCAGGUGUACUUCAACCGGCUGGAGAACCACAAGCCGGUGCAAGCCAUCGAGAACCUGCUGGUGCGCAACGGAGCCCUAAAUAUCCGGUACAAGGCCAUUCAGAGGAGCCUCUACGACAUCCACAUGCGUAACUGGCUGCGUCACUUCCCCCUGGAGCAGAUACACAUCGUAGAUGGAGAUGCUCUGAUCCGUGACCCUCUGCCAGAGCUUCAGAAGGUGGAGCGCUUCCUCAACUUGCCUCCCAGGAUAGUGUCCUCCAACUUCUACUUCAACCAGACCAAGGGGUUCUACUGUAUCCGCAGUGACGGUCGAGAGCGCUGCCUGCACGAGUCUAAGGGACGUCCUCACCCGGCCGUCAACAGCACCGUCCUCCAGCAGCUCCGCUCCUACCUACAGGAACACAACCGAACCUUCUUCAGGCUGGUGAAGCGCACCUUCGACUGGCAAUAAGAAACCCCGAUUACAAAUCGGACUCAAAGGAGCCACUACCUUGUCUGUGAUGAGGACGAAAAGGGGGCGUAAAGCACUUUACAGAACUGACAUUUAACCCCCCUCCCUCUUCUUUAUAACUACUGUCGUGAUCUCUGGUUUCUGCAGAGCAGUUAUAUUUACACGAUAAGGCAAGAAAAUAUGAAAAACUGUAACUGCAGGCGUAAAAUUAAAUGGAAGCAUCUCCAAGCUUAAUCAGUCAUUCUCUCUGUGCUGGAAGCGUUUAAGUGAUCAAAUUGCAGCGAAAACAAGUUUAUGAAAGUGAUGAACUUUUUUUCCUCUCUCUUGUUUGAUAUUCAUGUUCUUGAUAAUAAACUGUUCUGCUUUCAAAUGUAGUAGAAAAGUGGCAUGUUUUCUAUCUCUCUCCAUUUCACUCUGGCCAUCAGAAACCCCUGAGCUCUCUAACCUGUAUUAUUUAGGGAGUACACUAAGGUAGGCAGAGGCAUUAGAAUAAGCCUUUGAUUUGCUGUGGUGGAAGUUAGACAUUAAUGCAAGGAAAUGGGUACCCUGGAGCAGAGCUUUAGUAGUACAGGAAUCACUAAUGGCUUUGGACAUUGAAGGUAGCCGGUGCCUGCAGCUAAAUCAGUCAAAUCUCCACAGUCAGCAAGCUCAAAUCCACAGAGCUUCUGUUGCAUUUUGCCUCUGCUCUGCUCAACAAUUUGCUCAGGUGUUAAAUGUAGUCAUUAAAUUGUAUGCCUAACAGUGCUGUAAAUCAUUUACUGUACCUGUGUAGAUGUUUUUUCUACGUUAUUAUCUCCCCUCUGAAUCAUACGUAGCGUGCAGUUUUCCCAGAAACAUUUUGUGGCCCUAUUCACAACAGAUAGACACGGGUCAUGUUUCUUUCAUUGAUUAGGCUUUAUACAGCAGCCAAAGCUACAGCUCCGCUGGGAACUGAUAUUCAUGUGAUCUCCCCGCUCUGUCUGCUGGAAUAAGCACUAUAACUCUCCUGAGGCAAGUAGUCAUUGAUGCUACAUUGGAUCCACAUCCAGAGCAAGAACAGGGGAGGGGCUAAAAUAGCUGUGGGCUAUACAGAAAUAUGCUGAAUAUUUGUAUGAGUAGCGAUAUUUCCUGGGUGAUCUGGGGUUUUAAAUUAUACGUCAGGCUGGAUCAUUAUGUAUAUGUAUAUGUAUAUCCUGUGUAUAUGUAUACACUAGCUGUGUUUAAUGAGGAAGUCAGCACUAAAUGAAAUCACCCACAGCUCAUGUUGCUCAGGGACUUUUCUCCUUCCUGUUCACCAGGGGGCACUUGGACCCCAGAGUAACUCACGAGGUGAGGAAGUGUGUCUAGACGUGCUCUUUCUAGGAUUCCCACUGUAGGUGCACACACAGGUGAAGGGUGAAGGGUGUGACAGUUAACUCGUGACCCUGGCCGACGCCUGUCUGCUCUGGUACGUAUCACCCAGCCGCUCAUCUGGAAGAGAACGAACUGUCCUCGGGCACAAGCCUCCUCGCUCCACCUCCACAACAAACACACAUCACCAAUCAUUCCCAAGGUGUUACAUUGGCGCAGCACAGUGUUUCUAUUAAGCAGGUGGGCAGGAAGGACAAAAGGGCAUGUUUUGCUUACAAUAUGAGAGCACACACUGAACAAAUUCCCAUUUAUAGCUGUUAUUUAUUUGAGGCAAAGUUGACUGACUGUGCUCGCUGUUUGCAGAAACACUGGGAGCUGUAUAGUGCAUCUGUAGCUGUGUAAUGUUGGACUGUGAGGAGCUGCAAUCAGGCAAGGGUUGUUUAAGGAUAAGGAUAUUUUUAUCAGCAAAUCCCCUGAAGUACAUAUCACUGCAACGAUAGGAUCUUUUAUGGGUUCUGUAGGCGUUUAUACAUCGUGUCAAGCUGUGACUACACUGGGGUUUUUGUAAGAUAAUCCAGUUUACUCAUGAGAUUUGUUGAUAAUAAUAAAAAUGAUAAAAUAAUGCUGCCGA